AUGUCGUGGCCGCGCCCUGCAAGACCUGGUAGUCCUUCGGGAUCUUUAUUGCCCAUGGUCAACCUUCCAUCGGCGAAUGGUAGAGAGCCAAUUUCAGAGCCAUCUUCGAGACCAAGGUCAAGGGAUAGGGCCAAUUCAAAGAGCAGACACACUCGAUCGUCCUCAGCGAUGGCCAAAUCAAUAGCAGAUGAAUUUUCCGGUCUUACACCCGCAGAAACCGCAGAACGAUUGCAGACCUCACUCACGUCAGGUUUGACACCCGCAGAAGCUCUUGCUAGAUUACACGAUCAAGGACCGAAUGAACUUCCCCACGAACCUCCCGAACCAUUAUGGCUUCGAUUUGUGAAGCAAUUCAAGGAAACUUUGAUUCUGUUGUUAUUGGGUUCAGCUGUUAUGUCAGUAAUAGCUGGAAAUAAAGAUGAUGCGAUCAGUAUUGCCGUUGCAGUUACGAUUGUGGUCACAGUAGGAUUCGUACAAGAGUAUCGUUCUGAAAAAUCGAUUGAGGCAUUAAACCACCUGGUCCCCAAUCAUGCGCACAUUAUACGAGGAGAAAUGAGAACUACAACCCCUAGAACACCUGCAUGGCCCCCUAGCGCCCGAGAUGUCCCAGAGACGGAAGUGUUGAUGGCAGAGUCUGGAUCUGACGCGGAUUCUAGUAUGGCAGAAUCCGUAUCACAAAAAAUGAUGGCAUCGAAAUUGGUUCCUGGAGAUCUCGUUUUAUUUACUACUGGAGAUCGUAUACCUGCCGAUAUUCGUGUCACAAAAGCUUCGGAUUUGACAAUCGAUGAAUCCAAUUUAACUGGAGAAAAUGAGCCUGUCCGAAUCACUGCGGAAGCUAGACAUAUCGAUUCUAGACCUGGAUCUAGCUCACUAGAACCACCUACAUCCUCCGAUUAUGCCUCUCCCGCUAGUGGAGCUGUAGGUGCAGAUAUCAGAUUAAACAGCACGACUAAUAUUGCUUUCAUGGGAACACUUGUAAGAUCUGGGCAUGGUCAAGGAAUUGUCUAUGCAACAGGUGGAAAUACUCAUUUUGGAACAAUUGCUGCAAGUGUUUCGGAAACAGAGAGUCCUAGAACUCCGCUACAGCUUUCAAUGGACGAUUUAGGGAACCACUUAAGUCAAGCUUCUUUCGUCAUUAUUGCGGUAAUCUCUUUAGUUGGAUGGUUACAAGGAAAAGCAUGGUUGGAUAUAUUCACAAUUUCGAUAUCCUUAGCGGUUGCAGCUAUCCCUGAAGGUUUACCAAUUAUUGUUACAGUCACCUUGGCUCUUGGCGUACAUCGAAUGGCACGACACAAUGCUAUAGUACGAAAAAUGCCGAGUGUAGAAACUCUAGGAUCGGUCAAUGUUGUUUGUAGCGAUAAAACAGGUACCCUUACCAUGAAUCAUAUGACUACUGUUAAAAUGUGGUAUUCUGAUGCCGAUGCUCCAUUGGAUGUUGAUUCAGAUGAUGAGACGGUAGAAUCUAAAGCUGAUACUGUGGCUCUUCGUAUUCUUCGCAUCGGAAAUAUAGCUAAUAACGCACGUCUUACUCAUCUUCAUGCUCCAUCAGCAUCGUCAGUCGCUAUUUUAUCCUCUACUCAGGGUCGUGCUUCAGGUCAAGUCUUAAAAAGCAGGUGGGUCGGUCAACCGACUGAUGUUGCGAUGCUUGACAUGCUCGAUCGAUUCAGAGAGCACGAUGUCCGUGAAGGCUUGGGUCAUCGUAUUGGGGAAACCCCAUUCAGUUCUGAAAGAAAAUGGAUGGGUGUUACCAUCGGAGAUCGGGGCCCGGAAGGUACAUCGAGUCCAAAAGAACAUGCUUAUAUUAAAGGAGCUAUCGAGCGAGUUUUGGAAAGGUGUGAUACAUAUCUUACAAAAGACGGUCGUGAAGUUCAGUUGGAUGCCGCAAAGAGACAACAAGCCUUACAAGCUGCCGAAAAGCUUGCCUCUGAAGGACUUAGAGUUCUUGGUUUUGCUAGUGGCCCAGUUGCCAGGCACGCCAAGUCGUUGGCUCCAACAAGCCGAAGCGCAACACCAGUCUCGAAAUUGGACCACCACGUGUCUCACAGCGAAGAUGUCUACAACGGUCUCACAUUUGCUGGAUUGGUUGGUAUGAGUGAUCCUCCACGAACAGGUGUUUCGAAAUCGAUUCGACGACUCAUGCGGGGCGGUGUUAAAGUGAUUAUGAUUACUGGAGAUGCUGAAACAACUGCCCUCGCUAUUGCAAAGAAGCUCGGCAUGCCUAUUGCAGCACCACGUGCUCAUUCAGUAAACUCUGUAGAAGUUAGACCAGUCUUACGAGGUGAUGAAAUAGAUGAGAUGACCGACGAAGAGUUACAAGCCGCCAUAGCCAAUACUUCCGUAUUCGCCAGAACCAGUCCGGAUCAUAAGAUGAAAAUUAUCAGAGCACUACAAGCUCGUGGUGAUAUUGUCGCAAUGACAGGUGAUGGUGUCAAUGAUGCACCUGCCCUCAAGAAAGCUGACAUUGGUAUAUCUAUGGGUUUACAAGGAACAGAUGUUGCCAAAGAAGCCGCAGAUAUGAUCUUGACUGAUGACGAUUUUUCGACUAUUCUCAAAGCAAUCGAAGAGGGCAAAGGGAUUUUCAGUAACAUCCAAAAUUUCCUUACAUUUCAACUUAGCACAAGUGCUGCGGCACUCAGCUUGGUUUUAGUCUGCACGUGUUUGGGAUUCAAGAAUCCCUUAAAUGCGAUGCAGAUCCUUUGGAUUAAUAUUAUCAUGGAUGGACCCCCAGCUCAAUCAUUAGGCGUGGAGCCAGUGGAUCCAGAUGUCAUGAACCGACCACCCCGAAAGAGAAAUGCUCCUGUACUUACAAGAGCAUUGAUCACUCGAGUCCUCACGUCCGCUACCAUUAUCAUGUUAGGCACCAUGGCCGUCUAUACUCAUGAAAUGCUUUCAGAUGGCAAAGUCAGUAAGAGAGAUACAACCAUGACCUUUACCUGCUUCGUUCUCUUCGAUAUGUUUAAUGCGUUGAACUGUCGUUCAGAGUCAAAGUCUGUCCUCAGAGGUGAGGUCGGGCUGUUUUCAAACAAGCUAUUCAAUUGGGCAGUAUCGUUGAGUCUUGGUGGGCAAAUACUAGUUAUAUACUUCCCCUGGCUUCAGGAAGUAUUUCAAACAGAAGCUCUGGCACUUACAGAUUUGGUUGGCUUGGUUAUUUUAACAAGUUCUGUAUUCUGGGCGGAUGAAGCAAGAAAAUGGUGGAAAUCAAGGGGUAGGAGAAGGCUUGGUAGUGGGUAUAGUCAAGUCGUAUAA
Molecule: messenger RNA, 3246 nt
Organism: Botrytis byssoidea
Lineage: Eukaryota; Fungi; Ascomycota; Leotiomycetes; Helotiales; Sclerotiniaceae
Exons: 4
Coding region: 1-3246 (1081 amino acids)
Biological process (GO): calcium ion transmembrane transport; intracellular calcium ion homeostasis; manganese ion transport
Cellular component (GO): endoplasmic reticulum; plasma membrane; Golgi membrane
Molecular function (GO): ATP binding; P-type calcium transporter activity; ATP hydrolysis activity
Source: RefSeq, a predicted model, not a curated record